GAUUGAAAUUAGAGAGGCUGUCUUUUGACUUGUGCUUCUCUCAUAAAUAUAUCCUCUCCUUCUCCCUAGUGUUCAAAAAAAAAACCCCAAGUCUUCCAUUGAAACCACAAGGCAAAAAGGAAAACCUCCAUUUCUCUCUUUCCUCCCAAAAAACACACCACCAAGCAUCCAAACAAGGCCAACAGGCUAAAGCUACCUCGCUUUAUAUCUGUAAAAAAGGGUCACUUUGGUUUUAAUUGCAAGCUUCAAGCAGAUCAUGAUCUGAGACUCUUGGAGACACAUACAAACACAGUCUUCAUGAUCUGAGACUCUUGGAGACACAUACAAACACAGUCUUCAUGAUCUGAGACUGUGAGAGACACAUACAAACACAGUCUUCAUGAUCUGAGACUGUGAGAGACACAUACAAACACAGUCUAGUGUGAGAUAGAGAUAUGGGUAGGGCUCCUUGUUGUGAUAAGGCAAAUGUGAAGAAAGGACCAUGGUCUCCUGAAGAAGAUGCAAAGCUUAAGGAGUAUAUUGAAAAAUAUGGAACUGGAGGAAACUGGAUUGCUCUUCCACAGAAAGCAGGUCUAAGAAGAUGUGGCAAAAGUUGCAGAUUAAGAUGGCUUAACUAUCUCAGACCCAACAUUAAACAUGGAGAAUUCACUGAUGAAGAAGAUAGGAUUAUCUGCACCCUCUUUGCCACGAUUGGAAGCAGGUGGUCGAUCAUAGCAGCCCAGUUGCCAGGCAGAACAGACAAUGAUAUAAAGAACUACUGGAACACCAAGCUCAAGAAGAAACUCAUGGCCAUGGCUCCUCCAAUAUCCCACCAGAGAUUAAAACCCCAAUACCCAUCUCUUCUUCAAUCUUCAUCAUCAUCAUCCUCACCUUCUGAUCAAUCAUACAGAGGAAGCAGCAAUUAUAGGUCUAGCUUCGAACCCAUUUCAUCAUUUUCACCAAGUCUCAUGAGCAGCAGCUGUUCUUCUGCUGCUACUGAUCAAUAUCGCCAUCAUCAUCAUCUCCAAAUUAUACCCCAAGAGAGUUUCAUCAGUACUACUACUGCUCAAAUGCAACAUUACCAAGUUAAAGAUCAUAAUUACAAUCUCCUUAUGUUCAGCAGUACGACUGGUGAUCACCAACAACAAGCAAGUUGUAGCUCUUCUGAUGGUAGCUGCAACAACAAUAGUAAUAAUUAUUUCUGUAGUAGUGGGGUGGAAGAAAACCAGAAUAUGAUCCAGAUUUCACAUGGAGGAGAUUAUUUUGUUAACGGGUUGACUAGUAGUAGUACCAGUCAAAAGCAGAAUGGGAAUAUUAAUGGACUAGUGUGGGGAGGAGGAGCAGGAGGAAAUAAUAAUCAGGCGAUGACAACAUCAUUAGAGUAUGGUUUGGAAGAAAUUAAGCAGUUGAUUAGCACAAGUAGUUGCAGCAACUUUUUGUUUGAUGAAAACAAGACAGAUCAGGAAAGGGUGGUGAUGUACUACUGAUGUCUCUCUGAUGCUGACUGUGGGUAAUAUCAAAAAGAUUUUUCCAAUGGCCAAAAAGAUUAAGGGGAUAUGGGUUAAAAGAUUUCAGAUCUGAAUCUGAUUCACUUUGUGGGUGUGUGGGGAAGUAAAGUAACCAGAGGGGUCGGAUAUUAUAUAUAUUAUUAUUAUUAUUAUUA
Messenger RNA from Ziziphus jujuba (common jujube), 1642 nucleotides. Its product is annotated as transcription factor RAX2. The record is from RefSeq and is a predicted model, not a curated record. The coding region runs from base 435 to 1466 and encodes 343 amino acids. NCBI's taxonomy places the organism in Eukaryota, Viridiplantae, Streptophyta, Magnoliopsida, Rosales, Rhamnaceae. The transcript has 3 exons.